Molecule: messenger RNA, 1710 nt
Organism: Hordeum vulgare subsp. vulgare (domesticated barley)
Lineage: Eukaryota; Viridiplantae; Streptophyta; Magnoliopsida; Poales; Poaceae
Exons: 3
Coding region: 122-1261 (379 amino acids)
Molecular function (GO): protein binding
Source: RefSeq, a predicted model, not a curated record
AGGCCGGUUCCGUGUACUUUACUUAUCGUGGGCUUCCUCCAAUUCCAUUGGGCUUUCAAUCUCACAAACUCCCAUCGUCCUCCAGUCCAGCACCGCACGACCUCUGAGGAAGGAGGGCGAGAUGUCUCCGGCGGCGCCGGCGCCGCUCGACGACGAAAACCUACUCUCCGAGAUCCUCCUCCGCCUCCCCGCGCUGCCAUCCACCCUACCCCGCGUCUCCCUCGUCUGCAAGCGCUGGCGCCACCUCGUCUCCGACAUCGGGUUUUUCCGCCGCUUCCGGGAGCACCACCGCCACAGCCCUCCCCUCCUCGGCUGCUUCGUGGAAGGCGACCGAUGCGUCCCCUACACGCCCAUCAUGCACUCCCCCGACCGCAUCCCCGCCGAGCGCUUCUCGUUGCAGCUCAACGAGACCUGCCACUCCUGGGUCCUCGGCUGCCGCCACGGCCUCGUGCUCAUCUCCCCCGAUUCUCGGAAGCGGGUCCUGGUCUGGGACCCCGUCACCGGCGAGCAGCACCACAUUGCUUUCCCGCCAGGAUUCGUCGGUGCCGCAAACUCGGUCCACGGGGCGGUGCUUCGCCCUGCCGAGGCCCGCCACUUUCAGGUGAUCUUGGUAUGGGUUGGUGGAGAAGACAAGACAAAUAUGCCAUUGCUCGCCUGCGUUUACUCGUCGGAGAAAGGCGUCUGGGGUAGUCUCAUCUCACCGCUGAUUCAGUUCGAAGGAUAUUUCAAGGGCUUGUCGUCUCUGCUGGUUGGGAAUUCCCUUUACUGGUGUCUCGGCGGUCGUUCGGAUGCAAUUCUCGAGUUUGAUUUGGAGAGGCAGACCCUAGCUGUGAUCCAAGUACCGGCGUGUCUGUCUGAAGAGGAUCUUCUCCAGUUCGCGGCUAUUCGGGCUGAGGGUGGUGGACUGGGUUUACUCUCCAUAUUAGGCUUCACCGCCCAAUUAUGGAAGAGAAAGACUGAUUCUCAUGGCGUUGCGUCGUGGGCGAUGGGAAGAACUAUUGAACUGGACAAGCUACUUUCCAUGAAUCCAGAGAAAGAGAGAGUGCGACCCCUGAUAGUAGGGCUUGCCGAGUACAAUAAUGUGGUUCUCCUCACGACAGGUGGUGAUGGUAUCAUCAUGCUGCAGCUUGAGUCAUUGCAGUUCAAGAAAUUUUACGAGACUACCAACUCCUUUUAUCAUCAUCAAUUCGAAAGUGUCUAUUCUGCAGGGAGGAGCAUUGGUGGUGGACAUGAUGGAGCUGAACUUUUGCACAGUACAUAAGACGAUUGUCUGGGUACCUAUAAUUGUAUUCUGGUUGGGAAGAUGCAGGAAUUGACUUCUUGCUGUGGGUUCAUCCAUUUUGUAUGCUUCACACGGAGAUAUCAACCCCCUAUGCCGCAUGCAUGGUCAACUGGGAAGUGGAAUUGUAGGAUUAAUCCUUCAUUGCUAACAUCCCUCUGUUAUAUAAAUUCUUGGCACAAUUAGCCAACUGGCUUGUUGAAGAUACACACUUGCUUUGGUUAAUUAGCAUUUGGGCUACAUUUGCUUUAUGGUUUCCAAGAAAGCUUGCCUGCCUAAUGAUCUUGGCUUACGUCAUGUGUGUGUUCAUCAUCUCUCCGUUUCCGUUUGAUUAUGUUUCGUGUUGUAAUAGGUCGGGAGAUUAUUCUUGCUUAUGUCCAUUGUGUGCACGUGUUGACUUUUUUAUCUGAUUUUGGCUGAUGAAUGUUAGA